AUGUUCAGUGUCUUGUACCCGCUGUUAUUAACGGCUUGUACCAUUGGCAACGUACUGAACUUGGUUUUGUUGAUUUCCACCAAACGCCAGAAGACCACGAAUGCGUACAUGAUCGCUGUAGCCAUUGCCGAUAUAAUUGUACUCAGUUGGACAUUCUUUCCACCCUAUCUGUGGAACACCAGCGCCACCCUCCACCUUCCGUACAAGAACAGGCACAAUUGGGCUAUUGUGUCAGCAGCGCUGCCGUACACAAUAUGGAUCCAAGAAACUUUCAUUCAGAUGUGUGACUGGGUGUUAACUGCAUUUUCCCUGGAACGCUUACUGGCCAUCGCACGACCAUUCACCUUUAAAUGGGUUCAGCGUGCCACCACCGCGCGGAUUGUCAUCAUAGUGCUGCUGCUGUUCUCCAUAGUAUUUAAUUCUGGCAACUUCCUCCGUGAAUGGUAUUUGUGGCGCUACACUCUGACAAUCGGGACGCUGCCGGCUUGGUUGAAGGACUGGACGAAGGCACAAGACGCCGCAGAGGUAGUUGUGUCUUUUCUGAAGUUCUUCGGGCUUCUGUGCAUUAACGUGCUGGUUAUCGGCGCUCUCAACCGCCAACAACGUUCUGACAUCGGUCAACAGCGUUCAGCCCAAGCAGUGACAUCUCUUAGGCGUUCUAAAAGUAGCAACCAUUUGCUGCUGGGCAGUGUGGCCUUAUACCUGACCACUUUGCUCCCCAGCAUGGUGUACAAAUUCCUAGAAAUGGCCGACACAUACAAGGUCUACAACUUUGACCCUUCGGCCAAGCUGUUCGCGACGCCGUUCUGCGACGUGACUAUGCUGACCAAUUACUCCGUCAAUUUUUUCCUGUACUUGACCGUCAGCGAGAAUUACCGAGUGCAGUUCAUGCGGCUGUUUGGGGAGUGCUGUGCCCGACGUGGUUGA
Molecule: messenger RNA, 927 nt
Organism: Paramacrobiotus metropolitanus
Lineage: Eukaryota; Metazoa; Tardigrada; Eutardigrada; Parachela; Macrobiotidae
Product: probable G-protein coupled receptor B0563.6
Exons: 4
Coding region: 1-927 (308 amino acids)
Biological process (GO): G protein-coupled receptor signaling pathway
Cellular component (GO): plasma membrane
Molecular function (GO): G protein-coupled receptor activity
Source: RefSeq, a predicted model, not a curated record